CAACACACUCGAGGCCUUUUUCACGGGGAUUUUGCUGAAACAGAACACUAGUUAAAAGAGACAAUUGGUUACGCAGGUUGUCUACAAGUGUGCAGAACAAAGCUGUUUAUUAAUGGCAGUAAAGUGUACACAUGGCAGACCAUGGACAUCUUGCCACCUUGAUUUUGCUUGUUUUGAGAGACAGGGAGUUGAACGACAACGACCAUUUCUCACUUUCUCUUAGCAAGCAGUUAACUUUGAUCUCUGAUUCCCACCUCAAAAUCGCCUCCUCCUUCUGUAUAUGUGUUCCUCCGAGUUUCUGGUUCAGACUUUGGAAAGGUUUCCAAAGCUAUGGAAGAUGAAAGGGAAAUAAUCUAUUCAAGAAGCCCACAAGUUUCCGGCUACUCGGACAAGGAAGGAGUGGUUGAAUUGAGGAGCUUUAGAUUGUGCCUGAAAUGGGUGUGUCUGGACCAAUCCAAUAUCUGGAGAUCUGGGCUCUCAUGGUCUAUCUUCUUUCUCUUCUCCUUUGGAGUCCCACUUUUAUCCAACUUUGCCCUCUCGUGUUCUAGCUGCGACGAUGACCAUACCCGGCCUUAUCACUCUGUGGUACAGAUAUCUCUUUCUAUAUUCGCCACGCUCUCCUUCGUUUGCCUCACUCGUUGGGCUCGUAAAUUUGGUCUCAGAAGGUUUCUCUUCCUUGAUAAAUUAGGCGAUGCCAGUGACAAAGUCCAACAUGGGUAUGCAGAGCAGCUCCAGAGGUUAAUGAAGCUCCUGUUGGUUUUUAUCCUCCCCUGCUUUGGUGCCGUUAGUGCCUACAAGGUUUGGUGGUAUGUCUCAGGAGCUAGAGAGCUUCCCUAUUAUGGUAACAUCUACCUCAGUGACACUAUUUUAUGCACAUUGGAGCUGUGUUCGUGGCUUUAUCGGACGUCAGUUUUCUUCCUCGUCUGCUUUCUCUUCCGACUUAUUUGCUAUCUUCAAAUACUCAGACUAGAAGACUUCGCUCAAACUUUCCAGAAAGAAACUGAGGUGGAAUCAAUCUUACUGGAACACCUCGGAAUCAGAAGAAAUCUUCGGAUCAUCAGCCAUCGAUUCCGAGCAUUCAUUUUGUCGUGUCUAGUUUUAGUCACGGCCAGUCAGCUCAUUUCUCUUCUCAUGACAAUUCGGUCCAGUGCUAAGGUCAAUAUCUUCAAGGCUGGAGAACUUGCAAUAUGCUCAAUUAGCCUGGUGACUGGGCUUUUCAUAUGCCUGCGCAGUGCGAUAAAGAUCACACACAGAGCACAUUCCAUUACAAGUCUUGCUGCAAAGUGGCACGUCUGUGCCACAAUAAACUCUUUCGAUAACACGGAUGGUGAGACUCCAAGAGCUCAGAUCACUUCCGCUCAAGUAUUUCGUAUGGGUGCUGUCUGGGAAUCAGAUGAUGAAGAAGGGGAUGGAGAUGAUGAUCUAGACAACACCAAGUUGGUGCCAAUCUUUGCGCAUACAAUUUCAUUCCAGAAAAGGCAAGCUCUAGUGACAUAUUUGGAGAACAAUAAAGCAGGAAUCACAGUGUUUGGGUUCAUGCUGGACAGAACAUGGCUCCACUCCAUUUUCGUUAUUCAACUAGCUCUUCUACUCUGGCUGCUCAACAAGACAGUCGGUAUAUCUUAAUUUUCUUUUCUUUUCUUUCUUCUUUUUCUAGUCUUUUAGGAGAGAGUAGAGAAAGAGACAGAGAUGGGCGGACAGAUUUGUAUGCAUAGUUACAUGAAUCCUACAAUUAUAUUCAUUACAAAUGUAAAUUCUGUAACUUAGCGCACACAUUGUUUGCUCUUCAUGCAUGUAACAAGAGUGAAGAAAGGAAUCAAAGCUCCGAAACAUUAUUUUUAUUGGCA
This is a messenger RNA of Juglans regia (Persian walnut), 1847 nucleotides long. RefSeq lists its product as uncharacterized. The record is from RefSeq and is a predicted model, not a curated record. NCBI's taxonomy places the organism in Eukaryota, Viridiplantae, Streptophyta, Magnoliopsida, Fagales, Juglandaceae. The transcript has 4 exons. Bases 331 to 1626 code for a protein of 431 amino acids.